AUGUGUCAGGAAACUGGAGGUUGUGUUACCUCAGUGUACAUGUGUCAAGGAACUGGAGGUGUUGUCACAACUGUAUCAGUGCACCUGUAUCAAGAAACUGGAGGUGGUGUCACCCCAGUGUACAUGUGUCAAGGAACUGGAGGUGGUGUCACAACUGUAUCAGUGCACCUGUAUCAAGAAACUGGAGGUGGUGUCACCCCCGUGUACAUGUGUCAAGGAACUGGAGGUGUUGUCACAACUGUAUCAGUGCACCUGUAUCAAGAAACUGGAGGUGGUGUCACCCCAGUGUACAAUGUCAAGGAACUGGAGGUGUUGUCACAACUGUAUCAGUGCACCUGUAUCAAGAAACUGGAGGUGGUGUCACCCCAGUGUACAUGUGUCAAGGAACUGGAGGUGUUGUCACAACUGUAUCAGUGCACCUGUAUCAAGAAACUGGAGGUGGUGUCACCCCAGUGUACAUGUGUCAAGGAACUGGAGGUGUUGUCACAACUGUAUCAGUGCACCUGUAUCAAGAAACUGGAGGUGGUGUCACCCCAGUGUACAUGUGUCAAGGAACUGGAGGUGUUGUCACAACUGUAUCAGUGCACCUGUAUCAAGAAACUGGAGGUGGUGUCACCCCAGUGUACAUGUGUCAAGGAACUGGAGGUGUUGUCACAACUGUAUCAGUGCACCUGUAUCAAGAAACUGGAGGUGGUGUCACCCCAGUGUACAUGUGUCAAGGAACUGGAGGUGUUGUCACAACUGUAUCAGUGCACCUGUAUCAAGAAACUGGAGGUGGUGUCACCCCAGUGUACAUGUGUCAAGGAACUGGAGGUGUUGUCACAACUGUAUCAGUGCACCUGUAUCAAGAAACUGGAGGUGGUGUCACCCCAGUGUACAUGUGUCAAGGAACUGGAGGUGUUGUCACAACUGUAUCAGUGCACCUGUAUCAAGAAACUGGAGGUGGUGUCACCCCAGUAUAUGUGUAUCAAGAAACUGGAGGUGUUGUCACACUGCUGUACUUGUGUCGAGAAACUGGAGGUGGUGUCACCACAAUGUACAUAUGUCAAGAAACUCGAGGUGUUGUCACCUCAGUGUACAUGUGUCAAGAAACUGGAGGUGGUGUCACACCGCUGUACUUGUGUCGAGAAACUCGAAGUGUUGUCACCUCAGAGCAUACGUCGAGAAACUGGAGGUGUUGUCACACCGCUGUACUUGUGUCAAGAAACUGGAGGUGUUGUCACCUCAGUAAGAUUAUCCAAGGCUGAAAGAGUGGUUACUGCUCCACCCAGCAUCACCACUCUUGCAGCUAUUCAGAGCAAGGCCUUGAUGCUGUUCAGUACUUAG
This is a messenger RNA of Haliotis rubra (blacklip abalone), 1326 nucleotides long. RefSeq lists its product as uncharacterized. Bases 1 to 1326 code for a protein of 441 amino acids. The record is from RefSeq and is a predicted model, not a curated record. The transcript is spliced from 3 exons. NCBI's taxonomy places the organism in Eukaryota, Metazoa, Mollusca, Gastropoda, Lepetellida, Haliotidae.